UUCGAGAAGCAUACUCGCAGUUGGCUGCGUCAGUUCCACUUUGACGGCUGUGGGAAAAAUUUGGUACAUUUGAAGCGCGAAAUUUUCUCUAUUUUAGUGAAAUAGCAGCCUAGACAUACAGCAAAGUGCAAAACCUGCAUAAAAUAAUUAAAUACAAUUGCUACAGUUCUAAAACGACGGCGUAAGCACACAGUUGCAAAUAAAAUAAGUUAAUAAACGCAAAGUUGUGCGUGUGGCGUGAAAGAAGUGUGCUUUGGUGCUGCUGCGGUGUGUAGAAUUUUGUUUUGAAGACCUUAUUUCUCUGGAUUUCAUUAGCAGCGCUGAAAACAGCUUUUUAAAUACUAAUGUAUGGAAAUAUGAAUAAUGGUGGCCACGCGCCAUACGGAUACAAUGGUUAUAGACCGAGCGGUGGGCGUAUGUGGGGCAUGUCCCACUCACUGCCAUCUGGAAUGGACACAGAUUUCACCUCAUCGUAUCCAGGUCCAUCAAUGAAUAGGCGCGGUUAUAACGAUUUUUCAGGCGGCGGCGGCGGCGGCGGCGGUGGCGGAGGUGGUGGUGGUGGCGGCGGCGGCGGUGGUGGCGGCAUGGGUUCCAUGAAUAAUAUGGCGCCCGCCGCCAGCAUGAAUUCUCUGAAUUGCGGCAGCGGCGGCGGCGGCGGUGGUGGCGGUGGCGGUGAUGGUCACGGUGGCGGCUCGAAUGGCACAAAUCUAAUUGUGAACUAUCUGCCGCAAGAUAUGACAGAUCGCGAACUAUAUGCUUUAUUUAGGACAAUCGGUCCUAUAAACACUUGCAGAAUAAUGAGAGAUUAUAAGACUGGCUACAGUUUUGGUUAUGCUUUUGUUGAUUUUGCUGCCGAAACGGAUUCACAACGAGCGAUAAAGAGCUUAAAUGGCAUUACGGUCCGCAAUAAACGUUUAAAGGUUUCAUAUGCUCGCCCCGGUGGUGAAUCGAUUAAGGAUACUAAUUUGUAUGUAACGAAUCUACCACGUACAAUAACCGACGACCAAUUGGAUACCAUAUUCGGUAAAUAUGGCAUGAUUGUACAAAAGAAUAUACUGAGAGACAAAUUGACGGGCAAACCGCGUGGCGUUGCAUUUAUAAGAUUCAAUAAACGCGAGGAGGCGCAGGAAGCAAUUUCGGCACUGAACAAUGUCAUACCGGAGGGUGCGUCUCAACCGCUCACUGUACGCCUGGCCGAGGAGCAUGGCAAGGCGAAAGCGCAACAUUACAUGUCACAGCUGGGCUUGAUUGGUGGUGGCGGUGGCGGCGGUGGUGGUGGUGGCGGCGGAGGCGGCGGUAUGGGUGGAGGUAUGGGCGGCGGCAUGGGCGGCGGCAUGGGUGGCGGCAUGGGUGGUCCACCACCACCCAUGAAUAUGGGCUACAACAACAUGGUGCACAGAGGUAGACAAAAUAAAUCACGUUUCCAAAAGAUGCAUCCCUAUCACAAUGCACAGAAAUUCAUUUAAAUAAUGAAAAAACUCUUAUUGAUACGAUCGCAGUGAUUGAUGAUGAUCGUUUGCUCGUAGUAUAGACGAUCCUUGAUAAUAAUAAGAUAUGAUGAUUAUGAUGUUGAUAGAGAAUUUUUUGGCGAAGCAAACUCAUGAAGUACAGAUAGACAGACAAUGCAUGAAAGCGCGGAAAGCUAAGGAUAAAAGAAAUGUGAAUUACAAUAUUUUUUGUUUUUAAACUUCAACAAGCCCAUACUACAACGCGCGGAUAGCGUAAUAAAAAUUGAAUAAUUUUUUUCUUAUUUUUAAUUGAAUAGAUUUUUUUUGUAACUUUUUUUUAAAUAUUUUCCUUAAUUUGUUUCAUGCGAUGUGAGACAUAAAAAUCCCUAAUAUUUAUAAUAAUAAUCCGUGUUGCUUCAGCUUUUGGGCUACCUAAGCGAAGCUAAAAAAUAUCUAGUAAUAUUCAAUUUAUUUUUAAGCGUGUUUCUUUUUGUUUUAAGUUUUUUUUUGUAAAUGCUGGCUGGUUUAAAUCUGAUGAGUUAGUAUUCUAAAAAGUUGCUUUGAUGUAAGUAAAAUGUUUUCUUGACAUCUAAUAUUUCGAUAAUAUGCAUGCGUUUUAUGCGUAAUUUCACAUAAAUCGUAGAACGCGUGGGUUUUUGUAUCCGAGUAACUUGUCUGAAUAUAUACACAUCAGUUUUUAACUUAAAAAGAGCCGUAUUCCCAUAGAGGUUUUAAAAUUUAUCUGCCUUGAAAAAACGUGUUUGAAGGGCAGAUAAAUAUUAAAACCUUCUUGAGAAAACGACAGUAAGCAGUUAAAUUCUAUUUUUUCUACGGAAAAAUUUAUAUUUUUUUCAUAUCUUUUUAAAAUCUCACAAAAAGUAAUUCGCAAUUUUGUGGUACUAUAAGAAUUUAAAAAAUUAAAAAAUAAUCAAGUAGCAUACUAAUAUUAACCCAUAUUAUCUAAAUAUACAUAGAACACAUAUAUUCAAAAUAUGUAGAGAAUACUUAUUACAUGAAGCAAUUAAGAUUAAGCAUUACAAACAA
Messenger RNA from Rhagoletis pomonella (apple maggot), 2492 nucleotides. Its product is annotated as sex-lethal homolog. NCBI's taxonomy places the organism in Eukaryota, Metazoa, Arthropoda, Insecta, Diptera, Tephritidae. Gene Ontology annotation, molecular function: RNA binding. The record is from RefSeq and is a predicted model, not a curated record. Bases 345 to 1466 code for a protein of 373 amino acids. Gene Ontology annotation, biological process: alternative mRNA splicing, via spliceosome; sex determination. Gene Ontology annotation, cellular component: ribonucleoprotein complex. The transcript has 7 exons.